Molecule: messenger RNA, 2065 nt
Organism: Triticum aestivum (bread wheat)
Lineage: Eukaryota; Viridiplantae; Streptophyta; Magnoliopsida; Poales; Poaceae
Exons: 3
Coding region: 639-1103 (154 amino acids)
Source: RefSeq, a predicted model, not a curated record
AGGAUAAGGCACGCCACCGCUGCCGCUUCCCCAUGGCCGGCUUAGCGCUGCCGUCCACCUUCCCAAUGGCCGAUCUAGCGCCGCCGUCCACCUACCCCAUAGAAGCCGCAACGCCCACAUCCAUCAUCUCCAUGGACGCCCCAGCGCCGCCUUCGACCUCCAUCGUACCCGCAUCAGUGCCGCCGUCCACCUUUCCCACAACUGCACCAGCGACGCGGUCCACCUCCCCCACGGCUGUACCAGCGCCGCCUUCCAACCCCCCCACUGCUGGACCAGAGCAACCAUUCACCUCCUCCAUGUCCGCCCCAGCGGCGCCGCCGUCGGCCACCACCAUGGCUGUCACCAGCGAUGCUCGCAAGAAGUGACCUCCCUGCAAGAAGAAGAAGAUUCUUGCUGUCCAAGAAGAACCUGCCAAGAUUGCGCCGCCAUCCAUCAUCUCCGUGGACGCCGCAGCGCCGCCUUCCACCUCCAACGUCGUCGCACCAACGCCGUCGUACACUUCCCCCACAGCUGCACCAGCGCCGCCGUCCAACUCUUCCACGGCCAGACUAGCGCAGCUGUCCAACUCCACCACGGCGGGACCGGCGCAUCCCUCCAACUCCCCUACGAUCGGACCAGUGCAGUUGUCCAUAUCCUCCAUGCCAGCCCCAAUGCCGCCGUCAACCUCCACCAUGGCCCUCACCGGCGAGGCUCGCAAGAAGCGACCUGGGCAUGAACUCCCAAGGUCUGGCUCCAAGAAGAAGAAGAAGAUAGCUGCUGUCCAUGAAGCCCCUGCUGAGAAUGCUGUUGAAGCCGUCCUUGCUUCUGAAUCUGACAAGACCAAGUGCCUCAGUGGCUCUGCCAAGAGGAAGCUGAAGAAGCAACAGCCUAAGAAGGAAGACUCUAAUGGGACCGCUGCUGAGAAAGAGCAGGAGGCUCCCAUUGAACAAGACAAAAUUGAGAUGACCCUUGAAGAUUAUGAGAAGGUGCAAGAAAAUAAGAAGUCUCUGGAGGCCUCUAAACCAGAGGAGAGGAGGGUUGUUGAUGUAGAUUUUGAGGGUCUCCAGCUCUUGGAGAAAAAUUUGAUUGAGGAUAAUCAAUCAAGUGGGGUGUUGUUUUGUUAGGCAGCCUUCUGUAGAUGUACAAACUCGUUGGAAUUCCACAUAUUUGAUGCUUGAAUCAGCUAUACCAUUUAGAAGUGCAUUUGAUGCCUUAGGGCAGCAAGACAAGGAGUACGAGUUUUGUCCAACACCUAUUGAAUGGAAAAUGGCUGAAUCUGCAUGCAAAUUGCUAAAAGGAUUUUACACAGCAACCAAACUUCUCUUUGGAUCUAAGUAUCCGACUAGUCAUCUCUACUUCCCCCGGCUAUGUAAGAUUAAGAAGAUCUUGAAGAGAGAGUCAUCAAGUAAGAACACCAUCAUUGCGCAUAUGGUGCAGCAAAUGGAAAUAAAGUUAGAGAAGUAUUGGAAGAAGUCCUACAAGUCGAUUUGUGUUCCGGUUGUAUUUGAUCCAAGGUUUAAGUUUGAUCUACUUGAAUAUAUGUUAAAAGACUUUGGAAGUGAAAUUGAAGCCAAUAAAUGGAUGCUUAAAUUAAAGAAAGCAAUCCAAAAGCUUUUCGAUCAGUACUCUCUAGAGAUUCCUGUUCAUCACCAACAAGAAGAUUGUGGGAGUCCUGGUGCCGAGGAGGAUGAAGAAGACGAUGAUCCACUUGCAGAGUGGGAUCAUUAUAUCCGUUGCAAAAAAGGACAAGCAAAUAAUGAGCUGGAUCAGUAUUUGAAAGAGUUGUAUCCACGGAAGAAAGAGUUGGACAUAUUAGAAUGGUGGAAAAUCAACUCUCCCAAGUAUCCGGUACUCUCUACGAUUGCUCGCGACAUAUUAGCUAUUUCGGCGUCCACAGUGCCAUCCGAGUCUGCUUUUAGUUCUGGAGGACGCAUUGUCAGCGACUAUAAGAGCAGUCUUUCUUGCUCCACCGUCGAAGCUUUGAUUUGCCUACAAGAUUGGCUGAGAACUGAUGGUUAGUAAGGCUUUCUUUUAUUGCUCACAAAAAUUGAUAACCAUAGUUAAUCUAAUAAUUUAUGUGUUUUGU